CACCACUGCAACACUCGCCCGGUCAUCCACUUGGCACGCUCGAUCGGGUCGACGGAGCCAAGCAACUUGCCGCGGCAAUUAGCUCCCGUGAGCUGACGUCUCGUGCUCGACGGCUCGGCUCCCUCUCUAUAUAAAAGCGUAGUGAGCUGGUAAAAAUUUCACAAGGGCACGCGCAUCUUGUCUCGGCGAAGAAAAGAGAGAGCACACGCGGUUGAUUUGUUUGACCGACGCGUGCGGCGCGGAAGGCGAGCGAGCGGGGGGCCGGCGGCAUGUCGUGGUCCGAGACGGACGCCGGGCUGUUCGCGGCGGUGCUGGGCCACGACGCGGCGCACCACCUGGCCACCACGCCGCCGCACCUCGACGCGCCGGAGGACGCGGCGGCGGCGGCGGCCUCGGCCGAGCUACAGCGGCGCUUGCACGACCUCGUUGAGCGGCAGGGAGGGGCCUGGACGUACGGCAUCUUCUGGCAGGAGUCCCGCGGCGCCGGUGCCAGCGGCCGCGCGGUGCUCAGCUGGGGCGACGGCCACUGCCGCGACGGUGCCAUAGGCGCCGGACCCGGUGAGGUCGGCGCGGUGGAGAGGAGCAUGGCGCGGAAGCGUGUUCUGCUGCGGCUGCACGCGCUGUACGGAGGCGGGGACGAGGAGGGCGCCGACUACGCGCUCCGGCUCGACCGGGUCACCGGUGCCGAGAUGUACUUCCUGGCAUCCAUGUACUUCUCCUUCCCGGAGGGCUCGGGCGGACCGGGCCGCACGUUGGCCUCCGGUCGCCAUGCCUGGGCGGAGGUAGACCCCCACCCCUCCGGCUCCGCGAGCGCGCCAGGUUGGUAUGUUCGCUCGUCUCUCGCGCAGUCCGCGGGGCUACGCACCAUCGUCUUCCUCCCGUGCAAGGGCGGCGUCCUCGAGCUCGGUUCCGUCGUAGCAAUCCGUGAGACUCCCGAAAUCUUGCGCGCCGUCCAAUCCGCCUUGCGCGCCGAGCCUUCUCCGCCGGAAGAUUUCAUGAGAAUCUUCGGCAAGGAUCUCUCACCCGGUGCUCCAAUGCGACCGGCCCAGACCAUGGGAUGCGACGCCCCUUGGACGCCGCGGCUCACCAGCCAAACCACGCCGGCACGCCCAGCCAAGAGGGAGGUGGUCAAGGCCAAACCAGCAAAUUCCCCCAAGAGCAUAGACUUCUCCAAGGCGAACGUGCAGGAACAGGCCGGUGGCGAGGAGCGGCGUCCGCGAAAGCGGGGCCGCAAGCCGGCGAACGGGCGGGAGGAACCGCUGAACCACGUGGAGGCGGAGCGGCAGCGGCGGGAGAAGCUGAACCAGCGGUUCUACGCGCUGCGCGCGGUGGUGCCCAAGAUCUCCAAGAUGGACAAGGCGUCCCUGCUCAGCGACGCCAUCGCGUACAUCCAGGAGCUGGAGGCCCGGCUCAGUGGCGGCGCGCCCGUGCCCGCGCGGCCGGCCGUCGAGGUGAAGGCAAUGCAGGACGAGGUGGUGCUGCGGGUGAGCACGCCCCUGGACGAGCACCCGAUCUCGAGGGUGUUCCACGCCAUGAGAGACUCCCAGCUCAGCGUCGUGGCGUCCGACGUGGCGGUGUCGGACGACGCCGUCACGCACACGCUCAUGGUGCGGUCGGCCGGGCCGGAGCGUCUCACGGCGGAGACGGUGCUCGCGGCGAUGUCGCGGGGAGGGAGCGCCACCACCCCCUCCCCGUGACAGUGCAGUAAGUUAGACCAGCACUACCCUCGUGCGUACAGCUACCAACUUCCAUCCGUCUGUGAGUCCUAGGUAUAGCUAGGUUAGCCUACUCCUCCUUGUGUCCGCAAGGAAUUAACGACAACGUACAUGGUACCCCGUUAAGAAAAAAAAACAAGAAAUGCACCGGCCAAUGGAGGCAAAGAUGAAAUUUAUAAUUCGUUUUCCUCAUUUGUAUGUUAGAUUUUAGAUGCAUGUACACAAAUUUAGCCUGAAGCAUCGUAUAAGAGUUUUCCAUAUGUUAUGGCAAUUGCAUGUUCUUGCUGUCGAUAUAAGCUUUUGUUUUCGCCCAAUGCGUGUUAAGAGCAAGUAUAAUAGUAGGCUAUAAAUUGACUAUAAACUGACGUGGAGAAAACAGAUAAUGAAAAUGAAGUGGGGUCGACUCUUAUGCAAGAGCCAGCUAUACACCAAUUCUAAAAAAAUACAUUAAAUGCAAAGGUAAAAAAAA
This is a messenger RNA of Oryza brachyantha (malo sina), 2184 nucleotides long. RefSeq names its product transcription factor MTB2-like. Gene Ontology annotation, molecular function: transcription cis-regulatory region binding; DNA-binding transcription factor activity; protein dimerization activity. Gene Ontology annotation, cellular component: nucleus. The record is from RefSeq and is a predicted model, not a curated record. The coding region runs from base 270 to 1697 and encodes 475 amino acids. Lineage: Eukaryota; Viridiplantae; Streptophyta; Magnoliopsida; Poales; Poaceae. The transcript has a single exon. Gene Ontology annotation, biological process: regulation of DNA-templated transcription.